GAGUGGUAGAGUGCGAGUUGACUCAGUGUCGAGUCUCACACUCAUCACUACUCACCAGCGCCAUGUCCUCGCAACUCAUCAACUCAUCCCUUUCUGUUCACUCGUUCUUCUCUUCACUUUUUCUUCACAAUCCGACUCAAACAACCUGUUUUGUGAGGCUGGGACUGUACAUGGUGAUCACACGUGUGGAGUUCAAUCAUCUUCAUCAAAGAUAUUGAUCAGAGGAGGAAUGGUCGUGAAUGCUCAUCGUCAGGAGAUUGCUGAUGUUUAUUGUUUAUGUGGAGGACGGGAUCAUUGUUGCUGUCCACCCUAACAUCAAGCUUUUAGGAACGGAUCAUUUUGCUAUUAAUUCUACACAAAAAGCUUAUGGGAUUGAUGAUUUUCGAAAUAUAACAAUUGGGGUCAAUGGCAUCGAGGAGAGGAUGCAUUUGGUUUGGGAUACAAUGGUGGAAGCUGGGCAAAUUUCAGUGACUGAUUAUGUCUGCAUAACAAGCACUGAAUGUGCUAGGAUCUUCAAUAGAUAUCCCAGGACAGGAGCAAUUCUUGUUGGAUCCAAUGCAGAUAUAAUUAUUCUCAACGCAAAUUCAAGUUUUGAAAUUACUGCAACGUCUCACCACUCUAGAUCAGAUACAAAUGUCUAUGAGUGCAGGAGAGGAAAGGGAAAAGUUGAAGUGACUAUAGCUGGAGGAAGGAUUGUCUGGGAAAAUGAUGAAUUGAAGGUUGUUCCUGGAACUAAGUACACAGAAAUGCGUCCCUUUAGUUAUCUUUUUGAUGGAAUUGACAAAGCAGAUGCUCAGUACUUAUCUUCCCUUGGAGCUCCAGUAAAGCGUUUUACAUCCACAGCUUAAGUUGAAUGUAAUUGUAUAAUACCUCCUUCUGUAACUAAAUUUGAAGGAAAAUUAUACCCAAUAUUCAAGUUUGUAUUGAGUUUGUGCAGUGACAAAUAAAAAAUAUUUCAACAGCUGUGCAUGACCUCGCUAAAGAAAAAGGUACAUUG
Messenger RNA from Pistacia vera, 997 nucleotides. RefSeq names its product dihydropyrimidinase-like. Gene Ontology annotation, biological process: pyrimidine nucleobase catabolic process. Gene Ontology annotation, molecular function: dihydropyrimidinase activity. Lineage: Eukaryota; Viridiplantae; Streptophyta; Magnoliopsida; Sapindales; Anacardiaceae. The record is from RefSeq and is a predicted model, not a curated record. Bases 240 to 848 code for a protein of 202 amino acids. The transcript is spliced from 7 exons. Gene Ontology annotation, cellular component: cytosol.